This is a messenger RNA of Terrapene triunguis (Three-toed box turtle), 2476 nucleotides long. RefSeq names its product zinc finger protein 34-like. The transcript is spliced from 4 exons. NCBI's taxonomy places the organism in Eukaryota, Metazoa, Chordata, Testudines, Emydidae. The coding region runs from base 242 to 1417 and encodes 391 amino acids. The record is from RefSeq and is a predicted model, not a curated record. Gene Ontology annotation, biological process: regulation of DNA-templated transcription.
CUCCUUCAAUAACCCCUGAGGUGGAUGGUUUAGAACUUGUCUGCUGAAAUAAAGUGACCAACUGUUUUCUCAACCUGGCAGAACUUAAAGCAUAUGCAGGGAGAGAGUCUGGGGGAAGCGGAGUGUGAAAAGAACCAAAGCCCUUUCUGAAACCUCCCCAAUCGCCGUUCUCACCCUGACAGGCUGCAGAAUAACAUCCGUGUUUUGCUCCACAUCACUUAAUUCUGCCAGGGGAAGGGAAAUGGCUGCAGUGGAGCUGGAACAGGAACUCGUGACCUUCAGAGAGGUGGCUGUGUAUUUCUCCAAGGAGGAAUGGGCUCUUCUGGACCCUGGUGAGAAAGCCCUCUACAGGGACGUCAUGCAGGACAAUUAUGAGACACUGAUCUCACUGGGAUUUGUGACUCCUAAACCUGACUUGAUCUCACAGCUAGAACGAGGAGAGGUGUCAUGGGUCCUGGAUCUCCAGGGCUCUGAGAAAAGGGACAUGCUGACAGGAACCUGCAUAGGUGAUGGGACAGUGAAUGAGAACAAGGAGGCGAAUUCUCAGCAGGAAGGUCCUGAGCAAGUGGUUCCACAGGGGACGGUAUCAGGAAGAUCAGAAGGGGAUGUUUCCGAGACUUCUGAGCAGGGAGAAGCCUGUCAGACACAGCUCAGGCCAGAGCGGCUGCAGAGAAACCUCUCUGGGGAGACACAGGGUAAAUCCAGUCACCGUGGGAGAAGUCUCAAAGGCAUCCCAAUCUGUCAGGCGACCCACUUGGGAAAGGGACCAAAGACACUUGGUGACUCAGGGGAAAGCUACAAUAGCAUUUCACAUGUUAUUAGUCAGCAGAGAAUCUGCAGAGCAGGAAAAUCCAAGAAAUGCACUGACUGUGGAAAAAGUUUUGCUUAUAAAUCGGAACUUGAUAGACACAAUAGAAUCCACACCGGAGAUAAACCCUAUAAAUGCCUCAACUGUGGGAAAAGCUUCACUCUGAGCUCCACCCUGAUAAAACAUCAGAAAACUCACACGGGGGAGAGACCCUAUACGUGUCCUAACUGUGGGAAAAGCUUCCGUCAGAGUUCGCACCUUGCUAGACAUGAGGGAACCCACAGGGAAGAAAAGCCCUUUAAAUGCCCUGACUGUGCAAAGUGUUUCAGUUGCACCGCAAACCUUCUUACCCAUCAGCGAAUCCAUACGGGAGAGAAGCCCUACCAGUGUCAACACUGUGGGAAAAGCUUCACACACCACUCAUACCUUCUGGGCCAUCAGAGAAUCCAUACAGGAGAGAAACCCUAUAAGUGUCGACACUGUGGAAAAAGCUUCACACACCGCUCAAACCUUAGUACACAUCAGAGAAUCCACACAGGAGCGCGACCUUGCAAACCUAAGGACUGUGGGAAAAGUUUCAGUGUGAGCUCAGACGUUAUUGGCCAGUAAAAGCUGGAAGGGAGACUGGCGGGGAAUGGAAACCAUCUUCAACAAAGACUGUAUCUUGCUAGGUUAAGUUAUAGUCUUUUAGAUGAAUUUUCACUUUUAUUUGCUUGUAACUGUUUCCGACUUUAUCCCUUUUACUUGGUAUCACUUAAUCUAUGUUCUUUUGUUAAGAAGUUUGUUUUGCUUUCAUUCUAAAUCAUCACUGUUGUGUAAGUUCAGUAAAGUGUGUGCUUCUAGAAAGCAGACAGGAUGGAGUGUUUUACUUGGCCUCUAAGGGCAGAGAACCUAACUCUUUCUGAGGGUUCAGUGGCAGGGACUGGUCCCUGCUGUAGGAUGGUUUUGGGGUGAACUCAGGGCUGGAAGGGUACUGAGGUCAGUCUGCAAGGAAUAACUGGGUUGGACAAAGCCAGGGUGAAGCUUAUGGGCUGCUGGCAGGCUGUUGAGAGGGGCAGAGCUCUGGACCAAAGCUACAGAGCCACAAGACAUCCACGGUUACAAGGGAAACAGUGACUGAAUCCCUUACUGGCCUGGGUGAACUCCAAACCAUCAAACUUGGCAGCCCACUAUCCUCAAAAAAAUCUCCAUUCCCCAUGAAUAAGAUCAUUUCUCUGCUCAUGCACCUAAACACCCACUCUGGGAAAACCCAAAAAAGUACAUUUUGGGACUUGAUGAUCAAUAAAUGUAGACUGGCUGGCUGGCACCACACCUAUGAAUACCAGCUGAGUCACAAAUCCUGGGGCAUCUCCAAGUGCUUCUUCAUUGACUCAGGUACAGUGGACAUCUUUAUCAAAACUGAAGCAACUUGGGCACUAUAGAUUCCUUUGUGGCUCAAGCCUGUUCUUGAUCUGGCAGAGGCAAUCACGCGGGUGCUCUUUCUCCGGGCCAGUUUCCAUGGAAACUGUUCCAAGAGUAUUGAGAGACCCAUACAUUCCCCCACGCUUCAGUGUGGUCCUUGGUAUUUCAUGGCUGGCCCUCCACAACUCCCUUAUCUGCUGGGCUGAACUAACAGUUGAACUUUUCUCAGAAUUCUGCCCGCAGCACUGCUUGACCCCAGGAAAUGGG